Lachancea nothofagi CBS 11611 is the source of this 657-nucleotide messenger RNA. The record is from the annotation of a GenBank genome assembly. NCBI's taxonomy places the organism in Eukaryota, Fungi, Ascomycota, Saccharomycetes, Saccharomycetales, Saccharomycetaceae.
AUGGUGACCAACACUGUUAUUAUUACGUCUGCUCAUGGAAAUGCUGCUGGAAAUGAAAUUUUGGAGCAGGUUCGCGAAUUUCUCGAAACUAUAGUUUUAACGCGCUUUACCGUCACUGCAGCGCACCCAAUGCAGCUGGUGGCACUUCCGGCCCUGCAUAGAUCUGUGCUAGUGUGCCCAACGCACGAAACUGCGCAAAAUGUAGUUUCGCUUAAACGCCAGUGGCCCAAGCUAGAUCAGGUGCAUUUCCAGUUUUCUAUGGUUGACGCCGCGUCUCCAGUGGGACCAACACAGUACCUGGAGCUCCCACAGCAUGAAGCUACGUUCCUGAUAUCACCCCCAACUUCUCCACCACCCGAGUUCGACUACUCAAGACUCGAAGAGUCGCCAAACAAGCAUAAGGGCCUAUGGCCGUCGUGUCACGUGCCCAGUGCUAACGAUUUUCCCGGCGUAAACCCCUCCGAGUCGGGACAUGGCUUGCCUGAGGGCCACCACGUUCUCUUGACUACUUCCAACGCCUCUAUAACCCUCGACAGUGUUUCCCACGACGGAGACAGCGCUACGAGUACCACAAUCUCCAAUGGGCCGGCAGCACCCGAGAUCGCUCGUUUCCGCACGGCAGUACCGCCUAGGUCGAUAUUCGACGACGUUGAAUGA